Molecule: messenger RNA, 1046 nt
Organism: Gossypium raimondii (Peruvian cotton)
Lineage: Eukaryota; Viridiplantae; Streptophyta; Magnoliopsida; Malvales; Malvaceae
Product: homeobox-leucine zipper protein HOX3
Exons: 4
Coding region: 94-864 (256 amino acids)
Biological process (GO): regulation of DNA-templated transcription
Molecular function (GO): DNA-binding transcription factor activity, RNA polymerase II-specific; sequence-specific DNA binding
Source: RefSeq, a predicted model, not a curated record
CUCCUUCCUUCGUUUCUUUUCAUAUUCUUGUGCUUGUUAUUUGUCUCCUUUUGUUUCCCUUUUAUUUAUUUAUUUAUUAUUUUUAUCUUUUUUAUGAACUUUACCUUUUAUCUCCUUAAAAUCAAUCGUUAUCUUUCUCUUCUUUGUUCUUCUGCAACUUUCAUGGCGGUUUUACCCACCGGCUCUUCACACUUGGAGUUGACGAUAUCUGUUCCUGGUUUCGCUUCUUCCCCUUCUUUCCCUUCUUCUGGUGAUCAAGGGGGUUGUACGGUGAGAGAUUUGGAUAUAAACCAAGUACCAGCAGAAGAUGAAUGGAUCACAGCAAGCAUGGAAGAUGAAGAAGAAAGCUGCAAUAAUGGUGCCCCUCCUCGAAAAAAGCUUCGUCUUACAAAAGAACAGUCUCGCCUUCUUGAAGAAAGUUUCAGACUAAACCAUACCCUAAACCCUAAGCAGAAAGGGGCAUUGGCUUUGCAGCUGAAGCUUAGGCCAAGGCAGGUUGAAGUUUGGUUCCAGAACCGUAGGGCCAGGAGCAAGUUGAAGCAGACAGAGAUGGAAUGUGAGUACCUGAAGAGAUGGUUCGGAUCACUGACGGAGCAAAACCGAAGGCUUCAAAGGGAGGUGGAAGAGCUUAGGGCCAUGAAAGUAGCACCACCGACCGUGAUAUCGCCUCACAGCUGUGAGCCUCUGCCUGCGUCCACCCUGACUAUGUGUCCUCGGUGCGAGCGUGUGACCACCACCACCACUGCUGCCAUCGAAAAGGGCUCCGCCAAAAUGACUGCCGCCACCAACCCCACCGCCACCACUUUGUCCUCUAAGGUAGGAACAUCAGCCCUCCAAUCAAGGCCAUCUUCGGCGGCUUGUUAGCUAGUCAGGCUUAAUGAUCCACUUUAUCAACUUAAUUUAAAAAAGGGGAAAUGAUUUAGGGAAUGUUCAUAUUAGUUUACACACAAUUGUAAGGGGUAGAUACUACAUAUCGGCAUCUAAUCUACAUAGGGAUUUUACUUUGUUUUUGCUUUCUCUUUAUUUUAUUGAUCAAUAUUUUAUUA